Messenger RNA from Cornus florida, 3894 nucleotides. Its product is annotated as GPI inositol-deacylase. The record is from RefSeq and is a predicted model, not a curated record. The transcript has 19 exons. NCBI's taxonomy places the organism in Eukaryota, Viridiplantae, Streptophyta, Magnoliopsida, Cornales, Cornaceae. Gene Ontology annotation, molecular function: hydrolase activity, acting on ester bonds. The coding region runs from base 172 to 3600 and encodes 1142 amino acids.
UUCACUAUUUGAUCAACCUGUGCCUGAUCUAUUAAUUCGGAUCUAUAAUCAGGUGAACAUUCCAAUUCUAUCACUUCCACACCGUAUUCUUUAAUUUCUUCCAUAAUUAGCAAGUCCAUAAUUGGCAGAUCGAAUCAACACUCUUCAAUGGAGUAGAGAUGAAUUUUGUCCAUGAAGGAUGGAUCUCUUCAUGUGCACUGUACGAUUUUCAAAAUGACUUUCAUGUGGAGUGUAAGUUAUCCAACAAUGCAAGGGUUCAAAGCGAAAUUUAGAGUUGCAGCUGUAAUUAUUAUCUGCACAUGGAUCGGUCUUGCUGGUUUGUAUGGUUUGCUGAAGCCAACUUCUACUAGUUGUAUCAUGACAUAUAUGUACCCUACAUACAUUCCAAUCUCCUCUCCAAAAAAUGUAUCAGCAAAGUAUGGGCUAUAUUUGUAUCAUGAAGGAUGGCAGAAGGUUGAUUUUGAUGAGCAAGUUAAGAAGCUUAGUGGUGUUCCUGUUCUUUUCAUUCCUGGCAAUGGUGGUAGCUACAAACAGUUACGAUCAUUAGCAGCAGAAUCUGAUCGUGCAUAUCAAGGAGGCCCUCUGAGGCGGACAUUUUACCUGGAAGCGUCAUUAAUGCUUGAAGAGGGAGAAGUAAGUAUGGACGUGGCUGGAUUUCCAUUACCCAACCAAUACGAUUACAUGCUGGAUUGGUUUACUGUGGAUCUUGAAGGUGAGCAUUCUGCAGUGGAUGGUUGGAUACUUGAAGAGAACACAGAAUAUGUAGUAUAUGCCAUUCACAAGAUUUUAGAUCAAUAUAAAGAGUCUCGUGAUGCUCGGGUAAGAGAAGGUGCUGCGAUCUCUGGGAAUCUGCCAACAAGUGUGAUAUUGGUUGGUCACUCUUCGGGUGGUUUUAUUGCUAGAGCUGCCGUUGUCCACCCAUAUUUAAGGAAGGCAGCGGUCAACACUGUUGUUACACUUGCAAGCCCACACCAGUCAUCUCCUGUGGCAUUGCAGCCAUCCUUGGGUCACUAUUAUUCACAUAUAAACCGGGAAUGGAGAAAGGGAUAUGAGGUCCAAACCUCUCGAAAUGGACAUUAUGUAUCUGAUCCUCCACUCUCUCAUGUUGUUGUCAUCUCUAUUUCCUGUGGCACUAGUGAUUACAAGGUUCGGUCAAAGAUGGAAUUGCUUGAUGGUAUUGUGCCUCCUACCCAUAGUCUAGUGAUCAGCACUUCCAGCAUGAAAAAUGUAUGGUCGACAAUGGAACAUGAUGCUAUUUUAUGGUGUAAUCAAAUAGCUGUGCAAGUGUCACAUGCUCUUCUUAGUUUGAUUGAUUCCAAGACAGGUCAACCAUUUUCUGACCCACGACAUAGACUUGCAAUAUUUACAAAAAUGCUUGGUAGCGGGAUACCUCAAAUUUUUAAUUCGUUGAGGCAAUCCCAUUCAUUUCAGCAGUCAACGCAUCUUUCGACUCAGGAUGGAAAAGAACUUGCUGGACCCCAGUUGCACACUUUAUCUGCUUCAGCUUGUCCGAGUAAUGUUCAUUGGAGCGAUGAUGGCCUUGAAAGGGACCUAUAUAUUCGUACGGACACUAUUACUGUUCUAGCAAUGGAUGGGAGGAGGCGAUGGCUGGACAUUCAGAAAAUGGCGUCAAAUGGGAAAAGCCACUUCAUUUUUGUUACAAAUCUUGCUCCGUGUUAUGGUGUUAGACUUCAUCUUUGGCCUGAAAAGGGUAUAUCAGCUGCAGACUUGUCCGUUAGUCAAAGGGUUGUGGAAGUGACAUCAAAGAUGGCGGAAAUUCCGUCAGGACCAGUUCCACGUCAGAUUGAACCAGGUAGUCAGACUGAACAAGCACCUCCUUCUGCUGUGUUUUGGUUAAGUCCUGAAGAUAUGCGUGGUUUCAGAUUCUUGACAAUCUCAGUUGCCCCUCGUCCGACGGUUUCAGGCAGACCUCCACCAGUAGCUUCAAUGUUAGUUGGGCAGUUCUUCAAUCCAGAAGAAGGGGAGAAAGAGUUCUCUCCUCAAUUGUUGCUUCUCUCGGCUUAUUCUCAAAAGAAUAUGGUGAUGGAGGAGGAUCAUCCUCUUGCUUUCAAUCUGUCAUUCACUAUAAGCUUAGGCCUUUUGCCUGUUAAAUUAUCUCUAGAAACUACAGGUUGUGGAAUAAAGAAGUCCGGGCUUCCAAUUGAAGAAGCUGGUGACCUGGAAAAUAGCCGACUAUGCAAACUGCGCUGUUUCCCACCUGUUGCACUUGUUUGGGAUACUACUUCGGGGCUUCGCAUAUUUCCCAAUUUGUAUUCUGAGACAAUUGGGGUGGAUUCCUCACCUGCACUUUGGAGUUCAACUCAGGGAUCUGAGAAGACCACUGUUUUGUUACUAGUUGACCCACAUUGUUCAUAUAAAAUUAGUGUUGCUGUCUCCAUCACUGCAGCAGCAAGCAGAUUUUUGCUUUUGUACUUUGCGCAGAUUCUUGGUUUCUCCAUUGCUGUUGUUUUUUUCGCUUUGAUGAGGCAAGCACAUGCAUGGGAAUUUGAUCAGCCUCUACCCUCAAUGCUGUCUGCAGUGGAAUCAAAUUUGAGAAUGCCAUAUCCAUUUCUGUUCCUAGCCAUUUUACCCACUGUGAUUGCCUUAUUCCUUUCCUUCCUAAUGUAUCAGUCGUUCCCUCCAUUUGUUAGCUUCAUCAUUGUGUCGCUGGUUUGCUAUUUAUUUGCAAAUGGGUCUAUAAUAAUUUUGAUCUUGAUCUCGCAACUGAUCUUCUAUGUGGCUGCCACAACACAUGUUUUUGUCAAGACACGGUGGGAAGUGUGGAAAAGAAACUUUUGCUUUGUAUUUAUCCGCUGGUUCUUUAAUCUUUCCUCUGGUUUCUUAUCAUUUAGGGUAGUAAGGGUCCUAAGAGCCAAUCCAUUGCUUCUAACAGCACUGGCUGCAAUUACUUUGGCGUGCUUUGUUCAUCCAGCCUUUGGUCUAUCAAUAUUGCUCCUAUCUCAUGUUUUCUGCUGUCACAAUGCACUCUCCAGUGUUUUGACGGCUUCCUUUCGCAGUCAUGCCCGAAACAAGGAGUUAACUGAUUCCAGAAGAAAUUGCAAUGAUGGGUCUGAGCAAAUUGCAUACAGACUUGGUGGUGGAUUCAACCAACAUUUUCCUGCAGAUGUGAAUAAUUCCAGCAGUCCAGAUGCAGCAAGAAGCUUUGGUGAAACCCAAUUAGAGAUCUUCCACCACCGGCAUGGUUUGCUGAUCUUACAUCUUCUCGCAGUACUCCUAUUUGCCCCCUCAUUUGUGGCUUGGUUGCAGAGAAUAGGUAUGGGUUACAGCUUCCCAUCAUCCUGGGAUUCAGCUCUUUGCAUUGGGGUCAUCCUCCAUGGUAUAUGCGAUUCAAAGCCUGAGUUUGAUGUCUUCUCAUUUUCCUUUCCGGUUAUCCCGGGCAGGGAAGUAAGACUGAGUUUCGCGUAUCUGGUUGCUGGAUACUAUUCCUACCUCCAAGGCCUGGCGUUAGCUCCUUACAGAAUGUUUUAUGCCACGGCUACCAUUGGGGUUAUUUCAUUCGCUUUCAGGAUCAUACAGAAAAGGAAUAGGGAGAAAGGAGAGGCACAUUUUCGCAGGAGAAAACAUUCUCACAGAUACUGACACCUUCUUCCAAACAGCAUGCAUACUAGAAUUUUUAAUGGAGUUAGAUGCUUAGAAGGUCCUGUAUGUACAAUUUUCUGUAAUUUGAAAUAGUGAGAUGUACCCCACGGAUAUGGCUUCAGUUGCCACAGUUUUGCAAUUUGAAAUUUUCCACUCGUACAGCCCCAUUUUCAAAGGUGAAUUUAUAUAUAUGUGUGUGUGUGUGUGUGUAGACUGUAGAGAGAGAUUUUGUGAAUUUAUCUAUGUUUUGUGCGUUUUUACGAAUGAAAGAAACAUUCAGUUUUGCCAAUUAUA